AUGGAAUGUCGCAUCGAAAUCAAUGACAUCGUACCCGUCGAGCUUCUCGUUGCUAAUUACUCCCGGACAGCGAAAUUCUUCUGCGCAAAAUGCGAGUGUACCUUUCCGAUAGAUACUCUGGAGCGACACUUGACUGGAAUACAUCGAUGCUCAGGGAGAGUUGGCGAAGUUAAAGUACCCUGUCCUGUAGAAUCCUGUAAAUACCAUCACACGAAGUUCUUCCGCAAGUUGAAACACUUGCGAGCUCACUAUCAACAUUGUCACGCUCCAAGGGAAUUCGAUUGCCUGAAUUGUGGCGUCUUUUUCCGCGACGAGGUAGCGCUACGAAGUCAUCAACGAACUUGUGGCCGAUUGAGAUGCGAAACUUGUCCCAAAAACUUCAAGAACGCUCAAGGGGCCGAACGCCACAUCAAGAGAUAUGUUGGACACCAGCUGGCGCAGGAAUCGCUAGACAUCAUCAAGAAAAUCAAACGGAAACCAAAGAAAAAGAUCGAUAAGGUUCCAUCGCUUACAAUUAUUCGUUUCGUUCCUCUAAAAAACCGCCCACUCAUGCCAGAAGGAGAAAAAUCCACGAAUACCGCUCCUGUCAGACCUUGCGUCGAUGCUUCCGCUCAAACGGACGAUGCGAUUGUUCUGGACACCGCCUGUGUCGCUAUCAGCACUCAAACUUCAUUCUUGAAGACUAUCGAGCAAAACAAUCAAACAAGCAGUGAUCUUAUUCAACAUGUUGACUGGGGAGGUACAGCUCAACUAGAAACGAACACCUUUGGAUGCCAAACAUUUGACGAUACUUUCCUCACUGACACUGUUCUUACGCAAACCGAGCCUUUCUACGAGGAGGCAACUCAAUUCGGGCCUUCGUCGAGCUCGCUUCUUGAAUCCGCUGGAACACAAACCGAGAUGCCAUCCUGGUUCGAUGGACACACUCAAACUGACGCUGGCAGCUUUUCGCACAUCAACUUUAUGUAA
This is a messenger RNA of Oikopleura dioica, 969 nucleotides long. The record is from the annotation of a GenBank genome assembly. NCBI's taxonomy places the organism in Eukaryota, Metazoa, Chordata, Appendicularia, Copelata, Oikopleuridae.